Marmota flaviventris (yellow-bellied marmot) is the source of this 984-nucleotide messenger RNA. Lineage: Eukaryota; Metazoa; Chordata; Mammalia; Rodentia; Sciuridae. The record is from RefSeq and is a predicted model, not a curated record.
AUGGCCGCUCCCCGGGGACCCCCUGAAGCCGCUCUCGGCGCGACCGCACGGCCUCCGGGCCGCCGCGCUCCGCUGCCCCCGGCCGCUACAACAAUGGGCCAGCCCGGGAGUCCGGCGCCCGCGGCCUCCGCCCGCCGAGCCCCGCCGCCCCCCGCGACCCCCGGCCGCCGCCCGAGGCCCCGCGCGGCCUCCCAGCCCGGCCUGCCCGAGCAGCGCCGCCCUGACCUUCCCUCCCGCGCGACCCCCAGGACCGGCGCGGCUCGAGGCCCGUCCCGAGAGAUGGGUUGUUUUCCUUUUCUUCAGUCCACUCCGCCGCCCGCCAGCCCCCGGCCCGCUCCCCGCCCCCAGCCGGGAGAGAAAAUACGGAGUCCACGGCCCGGCCGCGCCAACUCACUCCAAGUGCGGGCUGCGAGCGCCCCAGGCCGCGGGCUCCGAGCGCCCACCCGCCGUUCCUCCGGGGACACCUCACAGGUGCGCCUCCGAGCCGCGCGCGCGCUCCGCACACCCAGACGCCUCCGGGGGACGGCGCGCGUGCGCACGCACGAGGCCGGCGAGCCCCUAGGGAGAAGGGCCGCACGCAUGCGCGCCGUACGGCCCGCGCCCCCGCCCCCACCGCGGCGCGAGCGCGCUCCCGCCGGCCUCCCUCGCCGCCCCCUGCCCCCGCCCGCGUUACCCAGGGCAACCGCACUGCGGCCGCACCUGAGCAAGUGCGCCUGCGUCCCACCCGCCGGACCCUCCCUUCCCCUGGGUCCUUGCCCCCGCCCUGCCUCAGCAGCGGGGAGUGGGGCGUUGCCCCCUCCCCGCCGAGUGAGUGCCGAUCGGCUCCCCCGCCCCUACCCGCACUUGCAGCCAGCCGCCGCGCCGGCGCCGCGCCCGCCCGCCGGGUCAGAGCGGCCAGGCCUCGGCGCGGCCGGCUCCCAGGGUGCAUCGCGGCGAGCGCUCGCUGGGACCGGAGAGAUGCGCCGGACGGGCGGCGCCCGCUGA